AAGCCUCUGCGAGAUGAGGACUGCGGUUCUGCUGUUAGUCGUGGGGUUGUGUGUGCUGGACGCCACAUCUGCCCUGAAAAUCUGCGCGUUCAAUGUUCAGAGCUUCGGUGAAUCAAAGGCAAACAACAGGAAGGUUAUGGAGAUUCUACUAAAGAUUCUUUCUCGGUGCGACUUGUGUCUUAUUCAGGAGGUCAGAGACUCCAAAGGAGCAGCAAUAAAAGCUUUGGUUAAGGAUCUUAACAGAUAUGACAAAUCUAACACAUACUCCUAUGUGGAAAGUGAAAGGCUGGGCAGGAAGAGCUACAAGGAGCAGUAUGUUUACCUCUACAGGACCAAUGUGCUGACGGUCCAAGAGCACUAUCAGUAUCCUAAACUAGAAGGAGACGGGACCAAUGAAACAGAUGUUUUCUCCAGAGAGCCUUUUAUCGUUCGCUUUCACUCCCCAACAACAUUGGUGAAGGAUUUUGUCCUGAUUGGUCAGCACACCUGUCCCAAAAAUGCCAUGAAGGAGAUUAAUGAACUGCACACUGUCUUCAAAGGGAUUUACCAGAAGUGGAAGACUGAGAAUGUGAUGAUCUUAGGGGACCUCAACGCUGCCUGCAGCUACGUCACCAUCAAGGGCUGGAAGGCCAACCGCUUGAGGAGUGACCCCAAAUUUCACUGGCUAAUCGCAGAUGACCAAGACACUACUGUCCGUGAUAAGACACACUGUGCCUACGACAGGAUCAUUGUCCAUGGACGUGAGAUUAUUUCCGGUAUAGUGCCAGGCUCCGCUCAGCCGUUCAACUUUAAAGAGAAUUUCCAUCUCACAGAGGAGGAGGCUCUCGAAGUGAGCGAUCAUUUCCCUGUAGAAGUUGACCUGAAGCCCAACCACCGCUACCUCCUCCGCAACGAGCUGUAGGACAACCAUCAUCAAACCCGGAUGUCUUCAUUUGAACUGUUUUACUUGAUUUUAGAUGUCAAAUUAAAUAAAAGCUACUAACAAAAUAA
Messenger RNA from Notothenia coriiceps (black rockcod), 990 nucleotides. RefSeq names its product deoxyribonuclease I-like 1-like (gene dnase1l1l). The transcript is spliced from 8 exons. Gene Ontology annotation, cellular component: nucleus. NCBI's taxonomy places the organism in Eukaryota, Metazoa, Chordata, Actinopteri, Perciformes, Nototheniidae. Gene Ontology annotation, molecular function: DNA binding; deoxyribonuclease I activity. The record is from RefSeq and is a predicted model, not a curated record. Bases 14 to 901 code for a protein of 295 amino acids. Gene Ontology annotation, biological process: DNA catabolic process.